ACGGGAAUUUGAAUUACAGCCGCGGGCCGUAAUGUCAGAUUCCCCAGCGCGGGUGAUGGGACGCAACACGAGAUCUGCGUUUACAGUUGUAUGAACCAUCAAGGAAAUGAUUCUCUUCGCCAACUUCAUAAAUUACAAGAGCAGCAGCAGCAGCAGCAGCAGCCUGUUAGCGCAGGCGUUAAUGUCACCGGAAGUUGACUGCAUGCCUCACUCACAAAUGAAACUCACCACAACACAAAACCGAGCAAGUCCGCAACAGUAGCCUGUAAAAAUAGGCGUUAUUAAUAUAGGACUGGCGAGUUGCUGAAAUGUCUGAGUGAGUCUCCAAAGCUCUUUGCUAGCAUUCAAAAAUGGGAAAAUACACAAGUACACAAAAAACUAUAUAAAUUGAUUUAUCAAUGUCGACUGCGCGCGUGGAUGUUUAAAAAUGCCCCUCGGUGGUCAAAGGAAUUUUUCUCCAGAUAAAUUGGAGCCAUUUAUUCCUCCCCUCCUCCGAAUUUGGCAGCAGACGCAAAGUUCAAGAUUUGCACGCCGCUCGGCAAUUUUCUCUCCUCGGGUGAGUGGCCUUGUAGCGCCUACCAAGCGGACUGGUAUCACGUGUGAACUUUUGACGUCAUAACAUCCACACAUAUCUGAUCCGGUGAUUUUUGACAGCCUGACAUGCUUAUCCCCAUUCAAUCAACAAAACGCAUAGCUGUCGAACUUGAACCGGGUCACAUAUUCAUUUUGAGCUAUGCUAUACAUAAAAAUAGGGGGAAAAAAAAAGACUUUUUAACGUCGCCGGACUUUAAAGGGGCGGGUCCUGCCGACCUACUGUUCAUAUCUCGAUGGCAGCCUCAAUCCAACUGGUUGAGGUCCGAUGAGGAGGUGACAUCAACAUUGUGAACAUGUAAGAAUGCACCGUAAGGGGCAACCUGUCAAAGCACAUCUUGACAGCCAGAAUCCAGUUCUGAACCACAGGAGGACUCCGACCUGUCUGAGAAUCAAACGUGUUCCUCUGAGUCCGCUGGAGAAUGAUGCUGCGCCUCCUCUGAAGCCCUCUGGCGCCCCCUAGGCGAGGCGUGCCGCACCUUUGGAGAACUGCCGGUCAAGGAAAUGGAUGAAAGAUGCUGCAGAGUUACUGGGACACCGAGAGGCUCUCAAGUGUCGGCUGGGCGGCGGGGUGCCGGACCAGGGCCAUCCGGGAGACAUGGCCCCCGGUUCGGACUCCGUGGAGGGAACCACUCUCCUGCCCGGCGAGGACAUCGCCGCCGUCGGGUCCAACUCGGCCGGUAUGACGGUGAACGGGAAAGAACCGGAAAAGCAGCAGCAGCAGCAACAGCCGCAGCAGCAGCAGCAGCAGCAGCAGCAGCAGCAGCCGCCGCAGAGCUCCGGCGGGCAGGCCAGUCAGCAGAAACAGAAGCGGCACCGAACCCGCUUCACGCCGGCGCAGCUCAACGAACUGGAGCGCAGCUUCGCCAAGACGCACUACCCGGACAUCUUCAUGAGGGAGGAACUGGCGCUCAGGAUCGGCCUGACCGAGUCCAGGGUUCAGGUCUGGUUCCAGAACCGCCGCGCCAAGUGGAAGAAGAGGAAGAAGACCACCAACGUGUUCCGCGCGCCGGGCACCCUGCUGCCCACGCCGGGCCUGCCGCAGUUCUCGGCGGCCGCCAUGGAGAACAGCCUGUGCUCGUUCCACGCCAACGACUCGCGCUGGGCCACGGGCAUGCCGGGCGUGUCCCAGCUGCAGCUGCCGCCCGCGCUGCACGGCCGCCAGCCGCCGAGCAUGGCGCAGUCGCUGUCGCAGUGCAGCCUGGGCCACGGGCCGCCGCCCACCUCCAUGGGGCUGUCCAACGGCCUCUCGUCCAACGGCUCCGGCCUGCAGUCGCACCUGUACCAGUCGCCUUUCCCCGGCAUGUCGGCGUCGCUCUCGGGCCCCACGAACGUAUCGGGCUCCCCGCAGCUGUGUAGCUCCCCGGACAGUGACAUGUGGAGAGGGACCAGCAUCGCGUCCCUCCGGCGCAAGGCGCUGGAGCACACAGUGUCCAUGAGUUUCACUUAGUGACUGUGUACAAAAAUCGAAAAGAAACACGCGUCCCGCCCCGGCCCGAGCAGACUCUCCCGAUUCAGACGCGCGGGUGGGCGGAAAGAAGGAAAAAAAAAAAAAAAAAACAAACAAACAAAAAAAAAAAAAAACCAUAAAAUUCAAACAAAACGAGCGAGAAGCGGCGACGCAGGCGGCGACGCCCGCGCAGCCACGCGUGGGUUGAUUUGAUCGCGAUGAUCGCUUGUCGUCCGUCGUGCCCCGAGCGCCUCUCGCGCCACUUGUAAUGUUGUGUUCAAGUGAACUUGUGUUAUUUAUGUCAAACGCUCAUUUAUUGAAUAGACAUCGGGGUUAUUAUUUAUUCAUUUUUUUGGGGGGUGGGGUGGGGUAGGGACAGUUUAUGCGUGGGCCCGUUGCUUUGCAAUGUGCAUGCGUGGGGAUUUUACACGAUGGGGACACACACACAAACACAAACACACACUUAUCUACUACUACUCUACGGUGAUCUUUCAGUCUAGGCCUAAACUCUGUUUUAGGGUGUUUUUGUGUAGAUUUAAAAAAAAAAACAAAACAUUCUUGUGUGACAUGUUUUAACUUAUUGUAUGUGCUAUAUUACUUGACACAUUUCUUAUUAAAUGUUUGAUCUUACAUCCAAAUGCACCACAUUGACAGGUUUGUACCAUUUGGGGGGAAAAAAAACACCAACAAAUAAAAGUACUUUUAAAGUAUGCCUAAAUGUCUU
Syngnathoides biaculeatus (alligator pipefish) is the source of this 2765-nucleotide messenger RNA. RefSeq names its product homeobox protein orthopedia B-like. The record is from RefSeq and is a predicted model, not a curated record. The transcript has 5 exons. Lineage: Eukaryota; Metazoa; Chordata; Actinopteri; Syngnathiformes; Syngnathidae. Gene Ontology annotation, biological process: regulation of DNA-templated transcription; neuron differentiation. Bases 1100 to 2041 code for a protein of 313 amino acids. Gene Ontology annotation, molecular function: DNA-binding transcription factor activity, RNA polymerase II-specific; DNA binding.